AUGGUAACUUUCGUGCAGCAAGUGAAUUGUGUAACUGUCACUGACAUUAUACUGUAUGUGGACUAUGGGGAAGAUACAUGGUCAUCAUUACCCCCAAAGGAACAUCUACUCAUAUUCUGCGAUGUAGUCGUCCACAUUAUUCUUCUGCGGUCACUUCCCGACAUUCUUGCACUAGCCGAUGUCAUGAUUAUGCUCAGUAUGAGACCAGCCGAAGUAAAAAAUUUGUGUAUUGAAAAUGGACACGUGACUGGUUUUGCCAAAAGUCCCGAUGAUGCAUUGUUCGAAACUCAAUUGUUAGUUGAUUCAGAGAAGCCAAUAGCAACUACUUCAUGUCUUUCACGGUUGCGCACUGAAUUAAGAAACACUGGGGCUUUAUCUGAAAUUAUCAACGCAACGAAAAAUCCAAAUAUCACUGCAUUGGCAAAUAGAAUGCAAGCCGAAAAACCACCAGCCGAUGUUAUGAUUAUGCUCAGUAUGAGACCAGCUGAAGUAAUAACUCUGCGCAUUGAAAAUGUACAUGUAAUCGGUUUUGCUAAAAGUCGGGGAGACAGCGCUCCAAGAUCAUUUCUGUCAAUGGAAAAAAGUGAAACACGUGCGAAAGAACUACUGACAUGGAUUCAAAAAUCAAUAGAUUCUGGUAUAUUACGUGAUCCUGGUAAACCAGGAGUCAAGUGGUUUAAUACGUAUUUGAAGCAAUACAACAUCAAGCCAAGUGAUUUACGCAAAAUUGGUCUAGAUCAUCUUUCUAGAGUAGAUGGCGGACGUAACGAUUCUCAUCGGUAG
This is a messenger RNA of Rhizophagus irregularis DAOM 181602=DAOM 197198, 783 nucleotides long. RefSeq lists its product as uncharacterized. The record is from RefSeq and is a predicted model, not a curated record. Lineage: Eukaryota; Fungi; Glomeromycota; Glomeromycetes; Glomerales; Glomeraceae.